GUACUAUGUAGGUAUUCCAACUUUUUUGUCCUCUUCAAGUGCCACCGUGCCGGCGAAACAGACAUUGAACAACUCAGGUAUGAAGGUCGACGAGGGAUGAGAGGAUAGUACAAGAUGGUCGCCGCAUGCCAUUGUUUCUUGACGUAAAUAUCCAUCCCUUAACCUUGGAAAGCCGGCCCAGCUUGCAAUUCUGCUGUCCGCUGCUGCGAAAGUGUUAGCUUUGCUUUUACUAUAUCUAGGUAGAGAUAGUCUAACACCAUCCCGGACCGACGCCACAUAUCUGCCUCUUUGUCUUCGCGCCCCCGACUUCCCUAUCCUUUGCAAUCUGUUGCACCAACGCCAUAGCAGAGGCGCCCGCAGCGUUCUAUCAUCUGGGUAGUGGCCUUUGGAGCUGGCCUCGGGCUGGUUGUCAUCUGAGGCCGUUUAAGAAGGGCGUGCAACCGUCCCUUACUUCGAUAUGUCCUUUACAGUGCCUAGAAACGCGCCUUCCUUUAACAAUCCACAAAGGGUCGUUGAGGACCAUAUUUGGGGCAGUACGGCAGUUGCGCGUGGUCCUAAUAGCAAGAACGGGUCUGGAGGAGGCAUACUCGGUACUGGCUUGUUCGAGAAUCGCAAUGCUCUGCCCAUGUACAAGGAUAAGCCGUAUGCAUAUCCGCCGUCACAUCGCCGCCGGCCGCUCUGGAGGCGGAAGCGAACAUUCGGCUUUGGACUUAUAGUGAUAUCGCUACUCUACUACUUUGGUGCAUUUCAAAAGCAUCAUGAAACUGCCACCUCUUCUUGGGGCUGGCUGACUUCGUCAUCCGAGUCCGGCAAGUCUAAGGAUUGGUUACACCGGCGCCAGCGCGUCGUUGAAGCCUUUGAGCUGAGUUUCGAUGCGUACUCACGUUAUGCAUGGGGAUACGACGAAUUCCAUCCGAUGUCUAAGAAAGGCAGACAGAUGACUCCUAAGGGUAUGGGCUGGAUCAUAGUCGAUUCGCUGGAUACAAUGAUUCUCAUGAAUCUCACUUCCCGUGUCACCCAUGCUAGGGAAUGGAUAUCCAAUUCAUUGACAUAUGAUCAGAGCCAGGAUGUGAGCACUUUUGAAACCACCAUCCGUAUGCUUGGAGGCCUGUUAUCGGCUCAUUAUUUGUCCAACGAAUAUCCCACUCUCGCACCCCUCUCCGAUGAUGAUGAAGGCGCUCCCGGAGAAGAUCUUUAUCUCGAAAAAGCUAGGGAUCUGGCUGAUCGCCUGGUAGUAGCUUUCGAUUCACCCUCUGGUGUCCCUUAUGCAAGCGUCAACAUUGGAGAGUAUAAGGCCCUCCCCGCGCAUGAUGCCGGGGGUGCCUCGUCUACCGCGGAGGCAACUACAUUGCAGCUAGAGUUCAAAUAUCUUGCCAAGUUAACAGGCGAGAAGGACUUUUGGAAUAAGGCAGAGAAGGUCAUGGAAGUGGUUGAUAACAAUGCCCCCAAAGGCGGUCUCGUACCCAUCUACAUCAAUCCCAAAACUGGUGAAUUCCACGGCAGCAACAUUCGACUAGGCAGCAGGGGAGACUCGUAUUAUGAAUAUCUGAUUAAACAAUAUCUACAAACGAACAAGCAAGAGUCGCUAUACCUCGAGAUGUGGGAUGAGACCCUUCAGGGAGUUCGAGAUCAUCUCGUCACUUACACCGAGCCUUCAAAGUUCACGAUUAUUGGUGAACGACAGUCCGGGUUAGAUAAUUUACUGACCCCCAAGAUGGACCACCUAGUCUGUUUCAUGCCUGGAACUAUCGCCCUCGCCGUGACGGGAGGGCUGACUGAAGCCGAAGCCAAGAAGCGUGGACCUUGGACAAAGAAGAACGAGGCUGAUAUGCAGCUCGCCAGAGAGCUAAUGCACACUUGCUGGGGCAUGUAUAAGUAUAUGGCCACAGGCUUAGCCGCUGAAAUCACAUACUUCAACAUUGCUGAUCCGCCUCUUCCUGAAUCCGCUCCACAUCAGGCACCGGCGGAUUUCGACCCAGACCCGGAGGCGGAGUGGCGCAAGGAUUUUGACGUGCACGCAGCCGAUGUUCACAACCUUCAACGACCCGAGACGGUGGAGAGUCUGUUCUACAUGUGGAGGAUCACAGGCGAGGUCAAAUACCGCGAAUGGGGCUGGGAGAUGUUCAAAUCAUUCAUGAACUACACAGCAGUGCCAGAUGGCGGGGGUUUCACGAGCCUUUCGGACGCCAACAAGAUACCUCCGGUAACUCGCGACAAUAUGGAAAGCUUCUGGCUGGCCGAAACUCUGAAAUACUUCUAUCUACUUUUCUCCCCUAAUGACCUGCUCCCGCUGGACAAAAUAGUUCUCAAUACGGAGGCUCACCCCUUUCCACGAUUUGACAUGGGUCCGAUUCUCUCGACGGGAUGGCAACGAAAGCCAAAGACGGUAGAUACCACAGCGGCUUGAUGAUGAAACUAAGUUUUUUCUAUGACCAUGCCGUGUCUUUGGUUUGAUGGGAUUACCAUCGUAAUACUUAGGCAGCUAGCGGUGCAUCAUUGAGCAAGGCAAUGGCCAGCAGACCUUACCAAGCACAUAAAUAUUGCUAUCUGGGACAUUGUAUGGAAGCCAAAUAGUGCAAAAAUCCUCUAGCUAUAAGACUACUCGAGGAAAUCUACAGGUUGGAGAGGGGAAUGCAUUAUUGCUGAUAAUAAUGUCAGCUACAUAUAACUCGGUAUCUCUUGAUCAAAACAUACGGGACUUCGAAGGAGUUUAUGAAUUUCAUACAAUUUUCACACAUUCUUUUUUAUUCAGUACCUUUUUCCUACUAGACAGCACCUUGGACCUUGGAAAUGGGUAUGCUUUGCCCACCAAUCAGACCAUCUUAAUUGCUGAUGAUAAGAGUGCUUUAAAUCU
Molecule: messenger RNA, 2854 nt
Organism: Xylaria bambusicola
Lineage: Eukaryota; Fungi; Ascomycota; Sordariomycetes; Xylariales; Xylariaceae
Product: family 47 glycosyl hydrolase
Exons: 3
Coding region: 458-2407 (649 amino acids)
Biological process (GO): N-glycan processing; carbohydrate metabolic process
Cellular component (GO): endoplasmic reticulum; membrane
Molecular function (GO): mannosyl-oligosaccharide 1,2-alpha-mannosidase activity; calcium ion binding
Source: RefSeq, a predicted model, not a curated record